CGUAAAUAACCCGAAGAGCUAGUUAGCCAGCAUUCGUCUUCAGACCACAUUUUACACGUCUACAGGACAGGUCAAAACUUGAGUGACAGUGAGAUCAGAGCAUUACGGGUGAAGGGAAACGCAGAGCGCAUCAGUUAUGGACGGAUCGGUUAAUAAUGAAGAUGAUAACCAGAUGGAGAAGAUGGAGGUGGAUGAAACAUCCCCUAUGAAUGUGGGGAGCAGCAGUGUGGAUGCACCAACAGCAGGGCCAUCCACAGCUUCCAUGCAAGGGAUUCCAGGACCAUCAGGAGCCAAUGGCCAUGGGGCAGAGCGAGAAGCAGACAAGGAUUCAACCUGUAUCUAUGUUAGAGUGGACUGGCCUGACAAAGAUCUGCCAAGCAAACCAGAGAGAACGUUCGAGAAAGCUUUUCAGUCUCUGCUUAAUGAAAAGGGUAAAGGUGCUGAGUGCAAAGUUGAGAAGGAAUUCAACGAAAGAGGUUUUGUAAAAGUGAUGAUAAGUACCCCAGAAGCUGUGCAGUGGCUGUUGAUGACCAAGUCGGCAGACUUGAAACUCAAAGACAAGAGUAGUAACUUCAAGGCACACUUCUUUUCAAAAGACCAGACUCAGAGCUCUGCCUCCCAUGAUGUGCAGGAGAGGAAGGACAUCCCCAAAGAGAUCCAUGGGUUGGGUGAGGGGUCUCCAGUUGAGAGAAAUGGCCUAGCACUGAAUACAAUUAAUAGCAGCGCUGGAUCCAGUCAAGGAGGCCCUGAUCUGCCAGUGAUGACAUGCCCAGCCCCUCUGUUCCAUUACUUGCACCUGCACAACAUGUAUAGGAAGGAGAUGGAGCGCAUCCAGAAGGAUAACGGAGUAUGUAUCACUGCCGAGGUGUCAGUGUCAAUCAAAGCAGCAGAUCAGAAAGUGGGCAACAGUUCAGUGGAAAGAGCCUUUCAGGAGUUCACUGACCUUCUCCAGAAGGUUACUUAUGACAAUGAUAGAGCUACCAUCCCAGCUGCCAACCUCAACCAAGAGGCAAUGGUUGAGAUGCUGAAGGAGAUCCAGAGGAAGGAGUCCAUGCUGGUGCUGAAGGUGUCAUCAGAGGGCUGUGAGCUUUCUGGUCCAAAAGAGAGCGUGGACUUGUUCAGCAGAAGAGCCAGAAUGGAGCUAAGUGUGGACUCCAAUUUAGGAGGGAAAUCAGAAGGGGCAUUAAGCGGAACCUUAGAAAUGGACCUUCGGGAUCCUGUGGUGAGCAAUGGGGUCUGCAUGCAUGAGACCUACUGGGAUUUUAUCUCUGCUGUAUAUGGAAAACAGAUCAGGGCCAUCAGACAGAAAUUUGGGGUGGAUUUCAAUGCAGAAUUGAUUUCAGGGAUGGCGAAGGUGACAGCUCGUUCCACCAGUGACCAGGGGUUCUCCCUGGAGUGCCACGCCCUUAAAGCCCUGGAGCAGCUCUACCAGAAGGCAGCCACAUGCAUGCUGAGCUGUCCACUCCAGAACCCCACUCAGAUAGACAGGCUCAAGGCUGCCUUCCAAAAAAUUAAGCCUCGACACCCAUAUGUGGCAGCAGGGGAGAACAACGGUCCCUGGAGGCUGAUAGGCUUGCCAGAGCAUUUGUGGCCUGCAGUAACAGAGAUGGAGGCCCUCCUGAAGGAACCUGUCUUCAGUGAAGAAGCCAGGCGGCAGUUGGAAUGUCCUGAGCACAUACCUUCUAGGGCAGAGAUUGCCCCCGGGGGCCAGGCAGCAGCAGCAGCUGCUGAAGAGGACACCUGUCCCAUCUGCAUGGAUACCUUCAAGAACAAGAGGAAAUUAGGUUGCACACAUGAGUUCUGCUCUGAGUGCAUAGAGCAGUCAGUUCAGAGCAUGGGCCCCAGCUGUCCUGUAUGUAAGCAAGUGUUUGGAAAAGUGGAGGGAAACCAGCCUGAUGGAGAAAUGAAUGCCCAGUACUGUACGUCUAGCCUCCCAGGAUUUCCCCACUGUGGCACCAUUGAGAUUGACUACCUCAUUCCUCAUGGGACACAAACGAGCAAACAUCCUAAUCCAGGGAAGCCGUUUUGUGGAGCCCAAAGACGGGCUUAUUUACCAGACAACAAGGAGGGAAGGGAAGUGUUGAGGCUGCUGCAGAAAGCCUUCGAUCAGAGGCUGGUUUUCACUGUGGGGACGUCUAGGACCACCGGGGCUGAAGACACAGUCACCUGGAAUGACAUUCACCACAAGACCAGUAGAUAUGGAGGACCUGAGAGCUUUGGCUACCCAGAUCCUGGCUACUUGAAGAGAGUGAAGGAGGAGUUGAAAGCCAAGGGCAUUGAGUGAAGCAGCACUGGGAUGGCUCAGUUCAGUGCCACAGCCAAUCCAUCUGGAUAAUGAAAAUGUAAUUCUUUUAGAGCUACUCUGUACAUAGUAAACCAGAAGAACAUUUUAAAAAAUGAGAAUCAAAGCACUGAAAUCUUGAGAGAAGAACUGGCCAAUGGUAGGAACUCAGUUGUUUGUGGCAGCAAUAAGUUGCAGUUUCAGACCUGGGUCAUAACAAAAAUGUCAUCUACAGAAAAAUCUGAGGGUGUUGCACUGUCUGAUAAAAUGGAUAGAAAAAUUGUAUUAGUUCCACUUUACAUGAGAAUUUAAUCUUUCACUUGA
Molecule: messenger RNA, 2605 nt
Organism: Megalops cyprinoides (Indo-Pacific tarpon)
Lineage: Eukaryota; Metazoa; Chordata; Actinopteri; Elopiformes; Megalopidae
Product: E3 ubiquitin-protein ligase DTX3L-like
Exons: 8
Coding region: 137-2284 (715 amino acids)
Biological process (GO): Notch signaling pathway; protein ubiquitination
Molecular function (GO): metal ion binding
Source: RefSeq, a predicted model, not a curated record